AUGACUAUGAUGGCUGGAUCAGGCAUCCCAAACUGGUACCCCUACAUCAAUUAUAUGUUCCUAGAGCUAUAUCUAAGAAAGAAUCCGAUCAGCUGCUACACCCAAGGCACUUUCAUCAUCCAGAGAUAUCGUGUUGUCAGUCGUCUUGGUUACGGGAGCUUCGGCACUGUGUUCAAAGUUCAUGAUUCUUCCGAAAACGAUGCACUCCAAGCAGCAAAGGUGGCUCGCAAAGAAGACGACAAUACUGGAAAGUUUGAGACGGAGGUUGCCGCGUUGAAGAAGUGCAUUGGUCUCGUCCAUUGGCCCCAGAUGUCCAACUACUUUGAAACCAAAAGCUACCGGAUUAUCAUUCUGAGCCUCGAAGGCGAAUCCAUAAAUGAUAUAUUAUCACGUAAAAACAACAAAGUCUUCACCAACGAUAACUGCCUUCGGAUCUCCUUCGCGCUCACAAAAGCUCUUCAUAGUCUUCACGGAAUCGGAUACCUUCAUCGAGAUAUUAAUGAUAACAAUGUUAUGAUCAAAAAAGUGGGAAAGGAGGUGGUUGUCCGGGUCAUCGACUUGGGAAACUCCGCACCGUGCCACCCUCGUCAGAAAUGCGACUUUCACACUUACACGACCAGCUAUCAUGUCACGAUAGGGAAGGAGUACUGUGAACGAGAUGAUCUGGUUUCCGCGAUGUAUCUUAUGUCUGAUGUCGCCGGUGCUCAAAUUUUCGACACCGCCAAGUACUCUUUUGAUGCCUCCAAGAAACGCUUCCAUGCAUCUCCAACUUCAUUUUUCUCGGGAGAACAGAAGUGGAUGGGUCAGCUGAUUGAGAUGUUUGACACGAUGGAAUGGAAUGAGAAGAAACCAGACAUGACACGAAUCUGGAAACAGUAUGAGCAGUCUAUUCCUGAGGUGUCCCCGACGUCACCAAUCAAAUACAAGGAUAUCGAUAAUGUGAUUGUCAUCGAUUAG
Molecule: messenger RNA, 957 nt
Organism: Caenorhabditis briggsae
Lineage: Eukaryota; Metazoa; Nematoda; Chromadorea; Rhabditida; Rhabditidae
Exons: 5
Coding region: 1-957 (318 amino acids)
Biological process (GO): signal transduction; peptidyl-serine phosphorylation
Cellular component (GO): cytoplasm; nucleus
Molecular function (GO): protein serine/threonine kinase activity; ATP binding
Source: RefSeq, a predicted model, not a curated record